AUGUUUGGCCUAUUUCUGACUCUCCUAGGCUGGAUAGGCCUUAGCCCUGUGCCAAUAGCAGCAAACCUCAUUGGAACAACUGAACCAGCAUUAAAACUUCUUAUUUCAAUCUUGUUAGGAUAUCCUUUGGGAGUAAUCUAUAAUAAAUAUGUAAGAAAACAUAGUGAAUAUAGAAAUAUUUAUUUCAUUGUAACUGGAUUAGAUAUAAGUUUAUGUAAUUUUGGUAUAUCUUUUUACCACAAUGUUGUACCAGCUUUGGUAAUUUAUAUGACAACAAAAGUAUUAGGACCUGGAAAAAAUAAUGCAAUUAUCACAUUUAUAUUUAAUUUGUCGUACCUCUUAAUUGGGUACGUUCAGACAGAAUCUGAGGAAUAUGACAUCACUUGGACAAUGCCUCACUGUGUACUGACUUUAAAAUUGAUUGCUUUAUCUUUUGAUUUGUGGGAUGGCCAAAAAAUGUUAAAAGGAGAAAAGCUUUCUGACACUAAUAAACUAACUGCUCUAGAAUUUUCACCAAGCUUUUUAGAACUGAUUGGAUUUAUAUACUUUCCUGCCUGUUUUCUUGUGGGUCCCAUCUUCUCAUUUAGACGAUACCUUGACUUUGUAUCUGAUAAAUUCCCUGUUGAAAGAGAAGCUCAUGCGCUAGAAGAUCAAGCAAUGAAAAGAUUGUUCCAGGGCUUAGCCUAUCUAGUGGCAUUUCAAGUUGGAAUUUCUGUUUUUGAUAUGAAGUAUAUGCUUUCUGAUGAUUUCUCUGAAACAUCAAUCAUUUACCGUCACUUUUAUAGUGGAUUGUGGGCACAUUUUGCUCUAUACAAAUACAUUUCCUGUUGGCUACUUACUGAAGCUUCAUGCAUUCGUUUUGGACUAUCCUUCAAUGGUAUGGAGAAAACUGAAAUGGGUGAAGUGUCCAAAUGGGAUGCUUGCAACAACAUUAAACUGAUGAGGUUCGAAGGUGCUACGAAAUUCCAACACUACAUAGAUAGUUUUAAUUGCAACACUAACCAUUUUGCAGCAGAGUAUAUAUACAAGCGGCUAAGGUUUCUUGGUAAUAGAAAUCUCAGCCAAUUCUUUACAUUACUAUUUCUCGCAUUGUGGCAUGGUACUCGUUCUGGCUAUUACAUGACUUUCUUCAAUGAAUUCAUCAUUAUAUAUAUGGAGAAAGAAUUUGAAAGUAUUGUCACUAAAUCUGAAAUAUAUCAUAAGCUUUGGGCAUCACCUGCCAAGUAUUUACUUUAUGGGUCCCUUAAGAUUUACACUAUAGUCUUCAUGGGCUGGAGUCUAAUUCCGUUUGAUCUAAAAGUAUUCUCAAAAUGGUGGCAUCUUUACUCGAGGUUAUAUUUCUCAGGCUUUGUAUUGUUUUUGCCGUGGGCAUUUGUUUAUAAGCCUGCUCUUAUAAAAGGAAUUAAAAUGUUGUCACCAUCUCAA
Brenthis ino (lesser marbled fritillary) is the source of this 1425-nucleotide messenger RNA. NCBI's taxonomy places the organism in Eukaryota, Metazoa, Arthropoda, Insecta, Lepidoptera, Nymphalidae. The record is from the annotation of a GenBank genome assembly.